Messenger RNA from Engraulis encrasicolus (European anchovy), 6592 nucleotides. RefSeq names its product threonyl-tRNA synthetase 2, mitochondrial (gene tars2). Gene Ontology annotation, biological process: threonyl-tRNA aminoacylation. Gene Ontology annotation, cellular component: cytoplasm. The transcript is spliced from 18 exons. Lineage: Eukaryota; Metazoa; Chordata; Actinopteri; Clupeiformes; Engraulidae. Bases 4033 to 6102 code for a protein of 689 amino acids. The record is from RefSeq and is a predicted model, not a curated record. Gene Ontology annotation, molecular function: ATP binding; threonine-tRNA ligase activity.
CAUGAACCCCCCGCCCCGCUUCGACAGGAAGCACCCCCUCUUCACCGCGGGGAACAAGCGGCCCCCCGCCUUCAGCCCGAGGGGAGGGGCAGUGUUCCCCCCCAAACGGCCCUUCAUGCCCCCGCGCUACUGAUCCCGGGGCUGCACACCUCCAACAUCUCGACAGCGCUCUCCCUACAGCUACACAUAGUACACACACACACAUACCCAUACCCAUACACAUACCGAAAGUGACAAGAGUAUAAGCUCCAGAUUAUGUCUGUGUGUGUGUGUGUGGGCAUGCGUGUGCAUGUGCGUGUGUGUAUAGAGAGUAGAGAGUGUAGUGUGUGUGUUUUGGUGAUGGGUGGCUGGAUGAAGUGUGUAUGUUUGUUCAUCACCUGCUUCCUGUUCUCCAGGGGCACCAUCGCAGGCUGACACCGCAAGAGAGACAUUGAAUAAAAGCAAAACAAAAGGUGGUUAUCCUCUUCAGACUUAAAUAAUGAUUGUGUGUGUGUGUGUGUGCGUGUGUGUGUGCGCGUGUGGGGGGGUGAAAGAGUGAGAAAAAGAAACAUGGUGUUCAAAUGAGUGAUCCAGUAGUGAGUGAUUACACUGGUGUGUAAAUGAGAGUGAAAGUGUGACAUAUAGAUGUGACUUGAGUCAUGCCGUGUGAUUACAUUGACUGUGUGUGUGGAGUUUGAGGCGUUAACGUUCUUGGGGAGUGUGCGUGUGUGCGUGCUGUCAGAUGAGGUUGAUGUGCUGCCUCUUAACAUCCUCUCCCCCUGUCCUCCUCUUCCGUUGUAUGAUAGUGUAAAUAUGAACGCUUCCUCUCCUCUCCUCUCCUCUUUCUUGUAAAAACUCCUUCUUGUCUUCUCUCCUUUCUCGCUCUCUUUUCUCCUGCACUGUAUCAUGAUGUCCUCUGAGAAUACAAAACUGAACAGUGUGCAUGUUCUCGCUCAUUACAUCUAUUGUAUGUCUCUUGAUUGCAUCGCCAUUACAGAUCUAUGAUGAUUGUGAUGAUGAUGAUGGCUGUGAUGAUGAUGGUGGUGUGGUUGUAUUUUUGUCUGAUUGUGAUGCCUUAGAUUGCGAAUAAAGUGUAUGAAGUGUGCAGUGAUGGGCAGACUGGAUGCAUUAGUUACAAUCCAGUGCCACGUAUUCCAAAUGACCUGUCUGAAUUCAACCAGGUGAUCCUUCAAAUUGGACAGGUAAAGCAGGUCAGUUGGAAUAUGUGGCACUGGAUUGUAAACUUAUGAAUGAAUCCAGUCUGCCCAUCAUUGCAAGUAUGUUUAUCUUACAUAUGCCAUUAUGCCACCACCACACUGCGACAAUACACGCGUGGCCGCAUCUGACAAUAGUCAAAUGAAGUCGGCAGCCUUUUCUUCAACAGCUAAGAUUUUAUUCAAUGACGGGAUCACUGCAUCAGCUGUCGGCACAGCCCCAUCUACGAGUCCUGAGAAAAAUAAACUUCACACAUCUGAGAGAAUAUUUGAAGAAAACUAAAAGGUUGUGAAAAAUUGCAGCAUUAGUUGUCGAGUGUCUUUUUCUGUAGUCGCAAGUGGUGGCAUUGUAGUAAAGACAGUGAAUAGUUGUGUUAUAACAUUACAGAGGUCAAGUUUUCCAUUUUUUCCCCUUUGUUGAAAUUUAUUUUACACUUUUCUUUCUUUCUGAAAUGUUUCAAUUUCACAUGUCUUGUUUUGUUUCUCUCCAAUCUGAAUGCCGGGGGUUUGUAACACUGAACUGUGAUGUAUAAAAGGCCGGCACCAUCUUGCGUGUGUGUGUGCGUGCGUGUGCGUGCGUGUGUGUGCGCGUGCGUGCGCGUGUGUGCGUGUGCGUGCGGGUGUGUGUGGGCUCUUUUCCUCUCUGCUUGAUCACACACACACUUCUGAAGGUCUCUCCUCCUUGUCCCCAUGGCGUGCCUCUCUCAUGGCACGCACAGAAAACACGAAGACCCCAGCAGUGAUCAUGACAACCUUAGAUUACUCAUGAACAGUGUUUCUUAGUGAGAGUGUGAUUGUGGUUGUUUUUGUGGCCUAUUUGUAUUUUUAUUCUUAUUUUUAUUAUUUCACAUGCUAUUAUUUUUGUUUCUUUGCCUUUCCUGAGUAAAAACCGUACAGAAAUAAGUAAAUGGGCUAGGAUUCUUCUGAAGUGUAAAUGCAAUGCACUGUGUUUCACACUUGCUACUAUAUAUUCCACACAUGUUUUGACACCUGUUACUGUGUGGAAACAUCUGUUCCUGAUGCCAAUACUGGCUAAGAAUGGGUGGAGUCAACCUCGUCAUCUUAUGUAGAUACUAUAACCUUAUUAAUUAAUGCAUGUACUCAACCUAGUUUAGAUGGACAUAUUUGAAUUGCAAUGCUGAAAUGUUCAACACCUGAGAACUGCGAAUGGUGUGUCUUUCUUUGUGUGUUCUACAUGUCAUUCAUUCACCACAUGGAAGUGUUGUAGAGAGCAGUUGAAUUAUCAGAACAAGAUAAUCUGUUAAAACACUCAAACACACACAUUCUCCCCUUUAUUCACAUGUACUGUGAACACAUACAGUAGCAUUACUCCCACAGCCAUGGCCAAACUCCUGCAUGAAGGAACACACACACCAGCACACACACCUGAAAUGUGUAAUGCAGAAUCUUAGUCAUGUCUUUUGAUGGUAAACAACACAUUACAUUCACACACACACACACGAGAUUUAUUUUUUUAUUUCUCUUUUUUUGUUUUGCUACAGAAAUGCACAUCAUCUAACUUUAUCUGGCCCAUAACAUUUGAAAUACACAUUUAUUUUGGGUUUUAUUAUUUUCAUCAGUAUUCCUUCCAACACUUGGCUCUUCCCACCUCACACUUAAGAGAACAUUUCAUUUUCUUUCUGCUGUGCACAGUGACCGCUUUGCAGUACGACCCUUUGAUCAAAUUGUCGUUUAAUGGGUAAUCGUUUCUCACAACUAGUUCCACUCUGUGCCUCACAUACACAUACUAUAUUAUAUGAUGUGAGUAUUCGAGUUCUGAAUGAAUAAGUUCAUUCAUUUUUUUGGCUGUAUAGGCUAUCGCAGCAUCAGUACCACUAAUUCACAUAUUGUUAAUAUCAAAUCACAGUAGGCUAUAAUAAACUUGGCCAUUUUAAAUAUUACAUGAAGGCAACGCAUAUUAUAUUUUUUAUUUCCAUUAGGCCACCAUUCUCAUUUUAGAAAAACAGUCUGUCUCAAGACAUUGCGUUUCACGCCUUCAACAACCCAUCAAACUUUUAAUAGACGAUGGGUUAAACACGAUUUGAAGCAUGAUAGUUCAAUAUUCAAACUCGUUUUUGCUCUUUUACAAAAUAGUACAACCACAAUUAAUUCUGCCAGUUAACUUCAAUUUGAAGAAAAACUAAGCAAACGACCUAUGUGCGCGCACAACCUCCAUGAGUGCGUCAUAUAAUCGCCCCCUCGAGCCUACUGAUCACACGUUCUUUCCAUCCAUAGUUACUAUUAUGCAUGGACAUGGAAUCGCCAUGCCAACUUCUCGGAUCUUUAUAAAAAACAAUGAAGUUGGAAUCCCUUAAUGCACACCCGUGGCAUGAUAGCCGUGCAUCUCGUCUGUACAGUGAAGUGUCUAGUCUCCGUCUGAUCCGAAGUGGCCAAUCAGAGACACUGCAUAUGUUGCUAUGGGCAGAUCUAGACAAUACUGCUUUCCUCCCCUCAUCAGUGAUGGGUCUUUUCUGCAUCCAGUGUUUGGGUUAAUUGGUAGGCGUUUGACUGGUCUGCAUCGGCAUUAUAUUCUCGAAAAUAAACAUCUUAUUUUUGCGUUGUAGCAUUCAAAACCGCUUAUUGCGAGAGAAGGGGCACAUUUUGAGUUUGCUGCAGGAAAUCCACAUGGUUUGGAUAUCAGCAGAAUCCUGAUAUUUUCCUCUCUGGUACGUUUCUCAACGCAAUGUCAUCACGCAACUCUCUUUCCAUUGGUUCAAUUCAUGGGUUCCAUGCUGCGCCCUCCCCCCUGUUUAGUUCCGGGAUCAUGGCGUCGGACAACGAGUGUGAAAGACACUGGAUGUGAAAUUAUGAAAUAUAGUUUUACCUUGGCCUUACCAAGAUGAUAUUGGUGACGUUUCUGCGUUGGCCGAUGUGCCACAGCACAGCUCGGUCAGUGCUGCGGAUUCAGAGACGCUACAGCCAGCUGCAGCCCUCCGCCAGUGUGUCCGGGCGCCUGCGGACCUUCGAGGAUCUCCUUCGGAAACGGUCUGUCCCCCCGCCCGACACUCCAUUGUCAAUCACCCUCGCCGAUGGCAGCACGGUUAAGGCCACCGCGGGGGUCACGACCCCGCUGCUCCUGGCAAAGAAUGCUCGUGUGAAAGGGGCGCUCGUGGCUAGAGUGAAUGGGGAGCUGUGGGCUCUACACCGCCCUCUGGAGGAGGACUGUGAACUGCACCUGUUGGGCUCGGACACCACAGAGGGGAGACAGGUGGCGUGGCGUACAGGGGCGUGUGUUCUGGGCAGGGUGAUGGAAACACACUUUGCAGCUCAGGUGUGCAGAGAAGGAGUGUCAGACACAGGCCUCUACUGUGACUACCAGCUGGACAACAGCUCUGUGUGUCUAGAUGAGGUUGCGUCUGUGUGUAAGGAGGCGGCCUCUCUAAAGCUGCCCAUCUCCACUGUGGAGCUGAAUGCAGAGGAGCUGAAGGAACUCUUCCAGGACAGUCCUCUCAGGCUACGCUUGGCUGAAGAACAGAUGGUCGGCCCUUCACUGUCUGUCUACAGGUGUGGAGAGACUAUUGGAGUGUGUAAUGGCCCUCUUCUACCCAACACAGGCUUUCUUCGAGCAUUCAAGAUGCUACAGAUGUCUCCGGUCACUCUGUCAGGGUCAGAGGACUCUUGUGGGGUGAUGCGGGUGAUGGGCGUGGCGUUUCCUAGGCAGCAGGAGAUGGACGUGUGGGAGGAAGAGCAGGAGGAGGCCAGGAGACGGGACCAUCGUCGCAUCGGGAAGGAUCAGGAUCUCUUCUUCUUCAAUGAUGUCAGCCCUGGCAGCUGUUUCUUCCUACCCAAAGGAGCUCACAUCUACAACACACUCACAGACUUCAUAAAGAGUGAGUAUAGGAGACGUGGCUUCAGUGAGGUGGUGACGCCCACCCUAUUCUCCACGUCGCUGUGGGAGCGUUCGGGCCACUGGGAGCACUAUAGCGAGAAUAUGUUCACCGUGACCUCAGACCCCCACACCUUCGCCCUCAAGCCCAUGAACUGCCCCGCCCACUGCCUGAUGUAUGAGCAGCGAGUGCGGUCGUGGCGGGAGCUUCCUCUGCGCUGGGCCGACUUUGGUGCACUACACCGUAAUGAACACUCGGGGGCGCUGACCGGCCUCACGCGCGUCAGACGCUUCUGCCAGGACGACGCACACAUCUUCUGCACACCUGAACAGUUGGAGAGUGAGAUCUCGGCGUGUUUGGAUUUCUUGAGGAGUGUGUAUCGUGUCUUCGGCUUCUCCUUCCACUGCCUGCUCUCCACCCGACCCACGCCAUGCCUGGGGGAGCCGGAGCUGUGGGACAACGCAGAGAUGCAGUUGCAGCGUAGUCUGGAGGAGUUUGGUGAGCGUUGGGAGUUGAACCCGGGAGACGGAGCCUUCUACGGCCCCAAGAUUGACAUCCAGAUCCGCGACGCGAUUGGUCGACAGCACCAGUGCGCCACGAUCCAGCUGGACUUCCAGCUGCCAAUCAGGUUCAACCUGGAGUAUGUGGGGUCUGAUGGUGGUAUGCACCGGCCCGUGAUGAUCCACAGAGCAGUGCUUGGUUCUGUGGAGAGAAUGAUCGCCAUCUUAGCUGAGAACUUUGGAGGGAAAUGGCCCUUCUGGUUGUCUCCAGCGCAGGUCAUGGUGAUCCCCAUAGGUGGCGAUAGUGAGCAGUAUGCUCAGGAGGUGGUAUGCAAACUGAAAGCAGCCGGCUUCAUGGCGGACGUGGAUGACGAUCCUGGCGCCACCUUAAACAAGAGGAUACGCAGCGCACAGCUGGCCCAGUAUAACUACGUCUUCGUGGUUGGUGAGAAGGAGCGAGUUGACGGUUCUGUGAGUGUGCGGACGAGGGCGGGGCAACAGCUAGGCCGACGCCCACUGCAGGAGGUGAUGACCUCACUCAGGGAGCUACAAGACAGCCGCACCAACCAGGAGCACUUCUGAGCACACACACACACACACACACACACACACACACACACACACACACACACACACACACACACACACACACACACACACACACACACAGCAACCAGGACCACUUCAGAACAAACACACUCACACACACACACACACACACACACACAUACACACACACACAAAGAUCAACCAAGACCACUUCCGAACACACACACACACACACACACACACACACACACACACACACACACACACACACACACACACAAAGAUCAACCAAGACCACUUCUGAACACACACACACGCACACAGCAACCACGGCGACUUCCGAUUACAGGCAUACGCAAACAUACACAAAUUACAGAGCUUAACGUGCUCUGGACUGGACGGACAGGCACACACCUCACACAGUUCUGCAAGUGGUCUGGUAAGUGGUCAGAAAUAUGGAGGGAAGUGAGUAGGAUGGAGUCCAAUGUGAAGAGACUUUUAUAAUAAAGUAAUUUAAUUUGUA